Messenger RNA from Anoplopoma fimbria (sablefish), 1144 nucleotides. RefSeq lists its product as uncharacterized. The transcript has 7 exons. The record is from RefSeq and is a predicted model, not a curated record. Bases 81 to 536 code for a protein of 151 amino acids. Lineage: Eukaryota; Metazoa; Chordata; Actinopteri; Perciformes; Anoplopomatidae. Gene Ontology annotation, cellular component: myosin II complex. Gene Ontology annotation, molecular function: calcium ion binding; structural constituent of muscle.
UGUCACCCAGCCCUUCCCUGAGAGCCAUCACACAUUCUUUGGUUUGCCGACUCCUCGGACGCACCUCAGCCAACACAGCCAUGUCUGACUUCUCGGAAGAUCAAAUUAUUGAGUUUAAGGAGGCAUUCCUGCUGUUCGACAGGACAGGAGAUGGCAAGAUUAGCUUCAGCCAGUGCGGGGAUGUCAUGCGGGCCCUGGGACAGAACCCUGUCAAUGCUGAGGUGCUCAAGGUCCUGGGCAACCCCAAGUCUGAGGAGAUGAACUGCAAGAUGCUAGACUUUGAGCAGUUCCUGCCAAUGUUCCAGGCCAUCGCUAAGAAUAAAGAUCAGGGCUCCAUGGAGGAUUUUGUGGAGGGACUGCGUGUCUUUGACAAGGAGGGCAACGGCACAGUAAUGGGAGCAGAGCUUCGUCACGUCCUCACCACGCUAGGUGAGAAAAUGUCAGAAGAGGAAGUUGAGACGCUCUUGGCGGGACACGAAGAUGCAAAUGGCUGCAUCAAUUACGAAGCAUUUGUCCGCCACAUCAUGUCAGGCUGAAGGCCGAACUGGUCAGGAUGGUCAUGAACGGGUGAAGACGAAGAGCAACCAACUUUUUCUACCCUGUCAUAUGUACCCUAUUUGUUCCAGUUUGCUUCUACAACACCUGCCCCCCCAACCUUUUCCAUGGAUUGGUUUUUUCACAUUCAUUUGAUUUAAGAAGUGCCUUUACAUUCCCUACAAAGACCACAAAUGGCCCUGGCUGUUGCUGCCAGGUCCAUUCACAUAUGUGACCAACUUAUAUGCAUUGAGUCUUAAUGCUUGCAUUGUUUGCAAUAACAUUCCAAGAUGCAGCACUUAAGACAACUUAAAUUGAUAAUGAUAUACUGUAAAUAUUGAUACUAGUGUGUCAAUGUUGUAUGGGACAUUAAUAUAUAUACAUAUAUAAAUAAUAACAUGUGUGGUAUACAGCUCUCAGCAACCAACUGUAUCAUUGGCUAAGAAAUUCUUUGGCUGAGGAAAUGUGUUCCUCCAACCCUGCGGUAAACCGGUAUAUUCAAAACCAGACUAUCAUGAAGUAAAAAGAACCAUUUCAAAUGGGUUCCCAUGUUUUUAAUUCACCCAAAUUUUGUUGCUGCAUUUAAAUAAAUGUUUUUCCUGAAAACUCA